AUGGGGGCUGGGGCCAGCGCUGAGGAGAAGCACUCCAGGGAGCUGGAAAAGAAGCUGAAAGAGGAUGCUGAGAAGGAUGCUCGAACCGUGAAACUGCUGCUUCUGGGUAGGGGUGUGGGCCCAGGUGCAGGUGAGUCCGGGAAGAGCACCAUCGUCAAGCAGAUGAAGAUUAUCCACCAGGACGGGUACUCGCUGGAAGAGUGCCUGGAGUUCAUUGCCAUCAUCUACGGCAACACGUUGCAGUCCAUCCUGGCCAUUGUGCGCGCCAUGACCACGCUCAACAUCCAGUACGGAGACUCUGCGCGCCAGGACGACGCCCGGAAGCUGAUGCACAUGGCAGACACGAUCGAGGAAGGCACAAUGCCCAAGGAGAUGUCGGACAUCAUCCAGCGGCUGUGGAAGGACUCGGGUAUCCAGGCCUGUUUCGACCGCGCCUCGGAGUACCAGCUCAACGAUUCGGCGGGCUACUACCUGUCGGAUCUGGAGCGCCUGGUAACCCCGGGCUACGUGCCCACUGAGCAGGACGUGCUGCGCUCACGUGUCAAGACCACGGGCAUCAUCGAGACGCAGUUCUCCUUCAAGGACCUCAAUUUCCGGAUGUUCGACGUGGGCGGGCAGCGCUCAGAGCGCAAGAAGUGGAUCCACUGCUUCGAGGGCGUGACCUGCAUUAUCUUCAUCGCUGCGCUGAGCGCCUACGACAUGGUGCUGGUGGAGGACGACGAAGUGAACCGUAUGCACGAGAGCCUGCACCUGUUCAACAGCAUCUGCAACCACCGCUACUUCGCCACCACGUCCAUCGUGCUCUUUCUCAACAAGAAGGACGUUUUCUCCGAGAAGAUAAAGAAGGCGCACCUCAGCAUCUGUUUUCCGGACUACGACGGGCCCAACACGUAUGAGGACGCCGGCAACUACAUCAAGGUGCAGUUCCUCGAGCUCAACAUGCGGCGCGACGUGAAGGAGAUCUAUUCCCACAUGACCUGCGCCACCGACACACAGAACGUCAAGUUUGUCUUCGACGCUGUCACCGACAUCAUCAUCAAGGAGAACCUCAAAGACUGCGGCCUCUUCUGAGGUGCAAGUCCCUUACCCUGAGACCCUGUAGCCCUAGCUGCCUUGUAGCCCCAGCCCCCCUGGACUCCUGGGCUCCAGCCUGCCGCACAGCCAGCCACAGACCCAAAGCCUGAGCCCUGCUAGCCUUGAGGCCCAGACCCUCCCCUGUACCCCCCUAAUCCUGGCCCUGCCUUUCACCUUCUGGCUGCAUUGGCCUCUUGGACUUACAGCAGCCAGCCCCAGCUAGGAAAGGGAAGGACUUGGGGCAGCUGGAGUUUGCAGUGACUCAGCAGUGCUUGCCUGACCAAUCUCCUGCAGCUCUCCUGCCCUUGGGAGCCCAUGACUCACCUGGUGAGUCUGGGCUCAGCAAACAGCCCUCCCUCCCAGAGUUUCAUGAAGGGCUGGGGGUAUCCCUCCCCCAAGCAGGCCUCUAUGUGACAAGUCUGAUACUUGUCUACCCAGUGGCUGGUGACUAUCCCUCCCAACAGUUUCAGGGGUCCAAAGUCCAAGCUAGCUCUCUCCUGCAGAUCCUCCACAUAGAUAAAUUAGUGAGUGGGGGACAGAUCUGGGAACCCCUGGGUGCCAGGAAGAGACCCAAGCUAGACCUUUCCCCAAAUAACAGGCUCCCCUAAACCCUGCCCUCCCCCCCCAGGAUCUGCCCCUCUGUCCUUGGAAGCCAGAUCCACACCCUACCUCAUCCACCCACACACAAUACUCUGGGCAGAUCGGUAUUCUGGGAUGGUCUGUUGAUGGAGGGUACUGUUGACACCAGCUAGGGCCAAUAGUUGAGCUGUACUGAGAGGUGGCUGGGGGUAGAGUCCAGCUCCCAUCGAUCAGCCUCAGGCAGAGGAUGCAAGAUUAGAUGGAGACCCAGGCUGUGCCCAAAGAGGUCUACCUCAGUUGAGGUUACAAGCAAACCUAGGUGACUGUCUUGUUCCUGCCACCAGAUUCUCUUGCCCUCUCCAUUCAGGGCCCAUUCCUAGGCAGGGGAAACUGAGGGCCAUGCCUGAACCACUGGGGAUGAAAGCCCAUGUCCCCCACGUCCCUGCUUGUUCCUCAUCAAGCACUGAGUCUUUGC
This is a messenger RNA of Cynocephalus volans (Philippine flying lemur), 2128 nucleotides long. It is a transcript of the gene GNAT1, whose product is annotated as G protein subunit alpha transducin 1. The coding region runs from base 1 to 1071 and encodes 356 amino acids. Gene Ontology annotation, molecular function: G protein-coupled receptor binding; GTP binding; G-protein beta/gamma-subunit complex binding. Gene Ontology annotation, biological process: adenylate cyclase-modulating G protein-coupled receptor signaling pathway. Gene Ontology annotation, cellular component: heterotrimeric G-protein complex. The transcript is spliced from 9 exons. Lineage: Eukaryota; Metazoa; Chordata; Mammalia; Dermoptera; Cynocephalidae. The record is from RefSeq and is a predicted model, not a curated record.